Messenger RNA from Rotaria sordida, 811 nucleotides. NCBI's taxonomy places the organism in Eukaryota, Metazoa, Rotifera, Eurotatoria, Philodinida, Philodinidae. The record is from the annotation of a GenBank genome assembly.
UUAUGUUAUUGUUUCAAUUCUGUAUUUUUCAUUUUUUUUUAAGAUGACUCGAAGGACUUUUUAUAGAAAACGAACUCGAUUACAAAAAUGAGAACAAUUAAAAUAUGAUUUCGUUACUUCCAAGACAUCUACCCUCAAUCAAUCUCAAGAAAUAUUCGAAAAUCAAAGUGAGUCUAUAUCAUCUGCACCUAUGAAAGUCGAAGAAAUUAAGGAAUUCAAACUAGAACGUAUUGAAUCAAUGAAUGCAUUGGGAACGACAACUACCGAGAUAAUAAAUGGUCCGUACGCUUUAACAAAAUUAAAAUAUUAUUCUUUUGGUGAAUCAAUAGUCUUUGAUUCAUUGCAUACAUUAUAUUUGGAUGUAUUUAAAAAGUUUUGUUCGUUGAUUUUUUCCAAAUCCAAAACUAAUCGUCAACAAAAAUGGUCGCUUUAUAAUAAAAUAAAUAGUAUUGAUCAAGGGUUAUCUUUUGUUAAAAUUCCAACUACUACAAAUCGACGAUUUCAAACAAUAAAACAUAGUGCACGUUUCAAGGCAAACGAAUUCAGAUCUUUAAUGCAUCACGGAUCAACAUUAUUAUUACAAGCAAUGUUACCAAAAUAUCGUCGACAUUUUGCAUUGUUAUUAGCUGCCGUUAACAUUGCUUCUAAAGAUACUAUUGACAAUUGUGAUAUAAUAUUAGUUAAAGAAUUAUUACAUCAAUAUGUAAAAGAUUGGCAAAAGAUAUUUGAUCUUCGUCAUAUGUCAUCCAAUAUACAUUCACUUUUACAUAUUCAUGAAUCAAUACAAUUUCUAGGUCCUUUAUAUAUGUAG